Messenger RNA from Vollenhovia emeryi, 12601 nucleotides. It is a transcript of the gene DIP2, whose product is annotated as disco-interacting protein 2. NCBI's taxonomy places the organism in Eukaryota, Metazoa, Arthropoda, Insecta, Hymenoptera, Formicidae. The transcript is spliced from 16 exons. The record is from RefSeq and is a predicted model, not a curated record. The coding region runs from base 1628 to 8092 and encodes 2154 amino acids.
CGAGCCGCCGCCGUACGCCACGCGAAGCGUGUCCCGAAGCGUGCUCGGUUUGUGCUCGAGUUCUUACAGAGUCUUUCGAAGGAAGAAUUUCAUUUCAUCGAAGCGAUCGCGUGGAGUAAAUUAUCUCGCGUGUCCCGCGGCGCGAGUAAGAGGUUUUUGCUUGCCGAUUGAGAGCGAGUAAGGAAGGUGUGUGUGCGUGUGUGUGUGUCCGCGAGUGAGUGUGGCUCCACGGCGGUAAGGAUAGUGAUUUUAAAUGACCGCCAAAGAUUUGUGUCCCGAUGGAAUGUUCCAUUCGCCGCAAGUGUUGAUCGUUUUAGUAAAUAUUUGUCAGAACUUUGUGGGAAUCUGGUAGUGAUAAGUGUGUCAAUUUGUAUGUUGGACGUGACGGAGCUUCAGUUUUAAUAUUUCUAUUGACUGGGCGAAAGUUAAAUUUACCAAAAGCCCGCUUGCGCGAAACAUGGAUUCCACGUAGGGAAUCGCACUCGAAUUAUCGAGAGAUCGCGUGGAGAACGGCAGAGGUGGAGAGGAAAGGGGUGAGACCAACGCCGUAAUCGUCCGAGGGCGGAGAAAGUAUCUGACGAAGUUUCAAGGUGCUUUCGUGGCGGUUAAAACCAGCGAGCGAAAUAUUCGAAGGAAACCACAAUUGAUGAGAUAGAGAUCGAUUACCGACAAAGUAAUACCGUGAUCUAAUUGCGAGAGGGGGGGGAAAAAAACAUUCGAGCAGUUUGCCGAUAAACGAUCACCGUUGAUACGUCGAUGUUAAACUGGGAUGCGAAUAUAGGUAGAUAGGUGUCGGGUACAAAGAUAUAUCGAAUGUCGCCUUAACUACCUGGAGUUACCAUCGGCUCGAGAGAAUCAUUUAAAUUUAACAGCAACGAUUAUAAUAUAGCAAAAAUAGUGAUUUUCGAAGUCUCGCUUGCGCGUGAGAAUAAAUCACUUUCUCGAUACCGAGUGCAUUGACUUGAAAGACGCUCGUGCGAUUCGCGCUGAAUCUUUUCGUAUAGAAUGAUCAUUCCGGUCGAACCGAGGGCACGGAAGAAAAGGGAAGAGGAGGGCAAUGAGGAAGAGGGAGGAAGAGCGGCGGUGGUGGUGGUGGCGGCGGCGCAGCAGCAGCAGCAGCAGCACGGCGUCGAAAAAGGAAAGCCACGCUGAUCAUCCACGACUGGAAGACCUCGGCGUUGCACCUUAGCGCAACGGAGAAGAGGGACGAAAGAGAGAAAGGGAGAGGAAGGACGAAGAGGAAGAUACGGAUAGCGAAAGGGCAAGGAGGGCAAGAAGAAAAGAGUAACAAAGAGUAAAGGGACUGAGAAGGGGAAGCAGAGAAAGGAAGCGAGGAAGGAAGAAAAAGGAAUCCAUAAAUUCACUUUUGUUUCCACAAAUACACCCUUUCGUAAAAUCAGGAUUACCGAGAUUCUUAUUGACUCGGCAGACUCCUCCGUAGAUUCUCGAUCGUGGAUGCAGGCUACUUUUACAUUCACCCACCCCUUUAUUUCUCUUACAUAGACCUUUGUGAUCCGCGAAUACGUCCAUUAAUCUUCGCACGCGAAUGUAUUCGAUACCACUUAGAGAUAGUAUAAAUCUGUAGCGAUUCUACUUCCGCGAGUCGAGGUUGGUCGCGCGCUGCCUCAUGAGGCCCCUCACCUUCGAGAAUCUGAGAAGGCUCGUGAGCCGCAAGAAGGACCGCAACGAGCCCUCCUUCAAGCGCAGCGAGUCCUUCAAGAGGAUUUCUAUUAGAAAGAGUUAUCUGGACCGGGGUAAACGACGUAAUCGUCUCCAGAAGAAUCUUGAGCCUGCCGUUAAUUCUCCCUCGCAGCCAGCAGCGAACGAUAAGGUUGUUUCUCAACAAAUUAAGGCGCAAGAAUUCAAAAAGGACCAAGAGCGUUCCCUCAGUCGCGAUUCCAUUACCUACGACGAGUGGCUUCAAGGAGUCAGCUCUUCUUCCCGUGAGAAACUUGACGAGGAUCACCUCGAGUCCCUUCAGCAUCCGAAAACCAAGGCCACGAAACUCGCCAAACACAUCGACGCGGAUUCGAUCGUCGAGGAUCUGAAAAUUCUCGAGCUCGACGCCUCGCCCAUUUUAACACCCAAAUCUAAAUCCUUUGGGAUCGUUGCGGAGUUAAGUCGAGAUGAGACGACGAAUGGGCACGAUACUCUUUGGACUCAAGAGUCCUCUGCAGAAGGAUCGCUCAGUGUCAGCAUUAGUCUCGGCAGGGUAUGGAGGGACGCGGUGCCGGUUCCCGUUUCGGUCCCGAUAUCGACUCCUUCCUAUUCCUCUGUCUCGAAUUCGUCAGUUCAUCAUUCUCUGGACAGCGCUCUGAAGGAGAAGAAACCGCAGCCGACUGUCGCGAGGACGGUCUCGGCGCCAGAGAAGCCCGUCAGCAAGGAGACCUCCUCGUCGUCGUCUUCCUUUGGCUUCUCUCUUAGGAUUGCUAGAUUCGCUGAUUUCAGACCAGGGGUGACGCGAAAUGGUCUCUUUCGUCGGAAGACACCAAAGCCAUCGCCAAGCGUGAGCACUGAGGGUUACUUCAAACGAACGAGCGCGUCUAGACAUUCCAAUUCUCGUCGUCGAAGUGGUAAGAGGACUUCUCAGCGCGCCAGCAAGAAGAGUCAGCAAUCUGCGGCUCGCACCAGCAGUCCGGUAUGGUUCGUCCCGCCCGAGAGACGUCGCUCGAGACGUCAACGACGAGUUUGGCGGGAGAUCAGAUACUUCCCCGACGACGAGGGUCCGAUCCUGGAAAGGAUUAACGACUGGUCGUCGAACGUGUCGGACGAUCAGUUCGACGACCAGAAGCUGCUGCUAUCAGGUGAUUUCAAUGAGCGUCGGGAAGAUGACGCCUUGAACUCGAUUGUUUCAUCGUCCCUGGGCUCUUUCUCUGCAACGUCGUCCUCGUCAUCGGCUUGUCCAGCUCCGAAAAUCAGCGACUUUAACGAGGACAAGCUGUUCUCCGAGGAGCUAAGGACCAACGGUCUUCUAGUGCGCGGGGCCACUUGGAAGCUUUCGGCAACGACGACGACGACAGCGACAACGGCAACGACGAUGACGACGGUGCCAAUUGCGGCGCCGACGAGAACGAUCAUUUCUGGCAAUUAUUUCGCCAGCAGUCAGUUUCUCACCUUCCUAGCCAAGGACGUUAUCAAGGAAAGGUCGAAACACGAAGGCUCUAACACGGGCUACAGAUAUCUCUCGUCGACCGACAGUGAGGACGACGAUCGCUUCAACGAGCGCAGGAAAAAUUUGCCGCAGCAGCGACAGUAUUUAAAGAGGCAAAAGUCGGGACUCAGGAGGAGGCCCCUGCGCCGAAAAUCGCAAUUGAGAAGAGCAUCCGGUCAACCGGUAUUCCUCGUACGCAAAUGCUCAUCCUUGAGGAAACGUCCUAGAGAUAUUACGCAGAAGGGUUAUGAAAAGAAACGGACGCGUCUACUUCAGCAAUACGCUUCGAAGCAGAUAGGCGGUCGACUAGCGCCCGGAGGAAUUGCCAGUCCCCCGGGUUCUGGCGGCUCCACAGGGAACACCGGGAACUCGAACUCGGCUGCUGCAGCGGCGGCAGCGGCGGCGGCGGCGGCAGCUAGACGCGGUAAUCGCAGACUCACACGCAAUGAAAGCCGUUACCAUUCCGAGGUGCGCCAGGAGGCGGUGCAGCAAGCCUUGGCGGCGAUGCAGGGACGGCCGAAGCCAUCCUUGCCAAUGCCGUCCAAAAGAACCUCCGUGAUGGCUAGAAGCCCCGAUCGGGAGAGACGCGACAGCGGCGAAUCCAGCAGCGACGAGGACAGCGUCGUCACCGAGGAGAGUCCAGGCGCGGGUGGUCCAACCGGCACCGGUCUUUCGGAUACCAGCAGUACCGGUUCCGCUCGCGACACUCCACCGCCGCCCAGACCACCGGCCAGGAGGCCGCCUGGCGCGGACAUCACCGACAUCGCCGAGUACACGCCACACGCCUAUUGCAACAUUCAACCACCGGAUGUUACCCAUGUGACGAGCAGUACUCCGGUCGGACAACAGCAAUCGGCGACGCGGCGACCUGGCGCCGACCGGGUGAACCGUUACGCGCAUGUGGUCGAGGAUCAGAAUAGCACUGGCACCACCGGUCGCUGGAAGGUCUCCGCAAAGAUCCAGCAGCUAUUAAACACGUUGAAACGGCCGAAGCGUCGGCCGCUACCAGAGUUUUACGAGGACGACGACAUCGAGCUGGAGAUCGCGGCGAAUCCGAAGGAUCCAAAUGCUCCCAAACCCGAAGGCGGUUCCAUGACGUCGGCGGUGGGCGAGGCGCUAUCGGUGCCGUCGGGUUUACCGCGAUCUCUCGAGGCCGCCAUUCAGAGGUACGGCUCGGCGACGUACAAAGCACCAGUGGCCACCGUUCUGGAUCCUAAUGGCAAGCUUUGCGUAACGCUCACGUAUGGGAAAUUGCUCAGUCGCUCUCACAAGAUUGCCUAUACCCUUCUGAAUAAGGCUCUAAGUCGUAGCGGAGAUUGCUGCCUGAAACCUGGCGACAGGAUCGCCCUGGUUUAUCCGAACAACGAUCCGAUCAGCUUCAUGUGCGCCUUUUACGGCUGUCUUCAGGCUGGUAUCGUGCCGGUGCCCAUUGAAGUACCUCUGACCCGUCGUGACGCGGGUUCGCAACAGAUCGGUUUUCUCUUAGGAAGCUGUGGAAUUCAGGUGGCGUUGACUAGCGAAGCGUGUCUGAAAGGUCUACCGAAGACGGCAGCCGGCGAAGUGGUAACCUUCAAGGGCUGGCCAAAACUGCAGUGGUUUGUUACCGAGCAUCUAGGCAAAACGCCCAAGGAUUGGUUGCCACCACCGCGACUUACCGAUGAUACGCCCGCGUAUAUCGAAUACACCACCGACAAGGAUGGCUCUGUGAUGGGCGUGACCAUUACCAGGGCAGCGAUGAUGUCCCACUGUCGCGCUCUUACACAGGCCUGCGGUUACACUGAAGGCGAGAAUGCUGUCUGCGUGCUAGACUUUAAGCGGGAAGUCGGCCUCUGGCACAGCACUUUGACCAGCGUGCUAAACGGCAUGCACGUCAUUUUCAUCCCUUACGCUCUGAUGAAGGUCAAUCCCGCUAGUUGGAUGCAGAUGAUCACGAAACAUCGCGCCAGCGUCGCGGUUGUAAAAUCGCGGGAUCUUCACUGGGGUUUAUUAGCGACUAAGGAUCACAAGGACGUCUCUCUGGCGUCAUUGAGGCUGCUACUCGUUGCAGAUGGCGCAAAUCCCUGGUCUCUCUCAUCCUGUGAUCAGUUUCUCUCGGUGUUCCAGUCCAAAGGACUCAGGCCGGAUGCUGUCUGUCCUUGCGCUUCCUCGAGCGAGGCCUUCACAGUUUCUGUGAGAAGGCCAGGACGCGCAGGAGUGAAUGCGACUGGUCGUGGAGUUCUCUCCAUGUCCGGACUGAGUUAUGGUGUUGUCAGAGUAGAUCAGGAGAAUUCUCUUACAUCGUUGACGUUGCAGGAUUGUGGACAAGUCAUGCCUGGAAGUAUAGUAGUCGUCAUUAAGAUGGAAGGACAGCCAUUUAUUUGUAAGACGGACGAAGUGGGUGAAAUUUGUGUGCACAGUGCAGCGACCGGUAGCCAAUAUUGGGGUUUGCAAGGUCUCACCAAUAAUACCUUCAAGGUGUCGCCCCAACAACUCGACGGUACUGCUUUGGGUGAUGUAGAAUACACGCGUUCCGGCUUGUUGGGUUUCCUCGGCCCUGGUGGACUCGUGUUUGUUUGCGGAUCGCGGGACGGUCUCAUGACGGUGACUGGCAGGAAACACAAUGCCGACGAUAUUAUCGCUACUGUAUUGGCGGUCGAACCAAUGAAAUUUAUUUACCGCGGUAGAAUCGCCGUUUUUAGCGUGAGAGUCCUGAGGGAUGAAAGGAUAUGCGUCGUUGCCGAACAACGGCCUGAUUGCAGUGAGGAAGAGAGCUUCCAGUGGAUGUCUCGGGUGCUGCAAGCUGUCGACUCGAUCCAUGCAGUAGGAAUAUAUUGUCUUGCCUUGGUACCACCCAACUAUUUGCCCAAAACGCCGCUGGGCGGUAUUCAUCUCUCGGAAACGAAACGCCGUUUCCUCGAGGGUGCUCUUCAUCCAGCUAAUGUGCUCCUCUGCCCUCACACAUGUGUCACCAAUUUGCCAAAACCGCGCGAAAUUCAUUCAGCGGGGGAUUCUGUUGCAGAUGUCGGUCCAGCCAGUGUUAUGGUAGGGAACAUUGUCCAGGGCAACCGGUUAGCCUCUGCGCAAGGACGAGAUAUGGGUGUCCUAGACGAGGAUAGUGAUAAUGCCAAAAAGUACCAAUUUAUCUCUGAAAUUCUACGGUGGCGCGCUGUCAGUACUUCGGAUCAUGUGAUAUUUACGUCGUUAAACGCGAAGGGCACCGUCGCUACCUCAUUGUCCUGCUCGCAGUUGCACAAGAAGGCCGAGAGGAUCGGGAAUCUACUCUUGGAUCGAGGAAGGAUCAACACCGGGGACCAUGUAGCACUCAUUUUCCCACCUGGUACCGAUCUGAUAUGCGCGUUUUACGGUUGUUUGUACGUUGGUGCUGUGCCAGUAACUAUCAGGCCACCUCAUCCACAAAAUCUCCAAACGACCUUGCCGACUGUUCGCAUGAUUGUGGACGUCAGCAAAUCCGUCCUCGUGUUGACUAACCAGAAUCUCCUCAAGUUGUUAAAAACGAAGGAGGCGAACAACGUGGUCGACGUAAAGAGUUGGCCGAUGAUCUUAGAUAUGGACGACAUGCCAAAGAAGAAGCUGCCGGUGAUGUAUCGAGCGCCUACCGCUGAGAUGUUGGCCUAUCUGGACUUCAGUGUUUCGACAACGGGCAUGCUCGCUGGCAUCAAGAUGUCUCACGCGGCGGUCACCUCGCUGUGCCGUGCCAUGAAGUUGGCGUGCGAGCUGUAUCCCUCCAGGCACAUUGCUCUCUGUCUGGAUCCGUACUCGGGCCUCGGUUUUGCCUUAUGGUGUCUUAGCAGUAUAUAUAGUGGACAUCAUUCCAUACUGAUACCACCAUCUGAGGUGGAAGCCAAUCCCGGACUCUGGUUGUCGGCGGUCAGUCAAUUCAGAGUGAGAGACACGUUUUGCUCGUACGGCGUUAUGGAGUUGUGCACUAAGGGACUCGGCUCCUCGGUUAACGCGCUCAAGGCGCGAGGCGUUAGCUUGGCUUGCGUGAGAACGUGUGUUGUCGUCGCCGAGGAAAGGCCACGGAUAGCGUUAACGACGAGUUUUAGCAAGCUGUUUUCCGCACUCGGGCUGAGUCCGCGCGCAGUCUCCACCUCAUUUGGCUGCAGAGUAAACACUGCCAUUUGCUUACAGGGAGCAUCCAGUCCGGAGCCUUCAACAGUCUAUGUGGACCUUCGUGCGUUACGUAACGACCGAGUGUCAUUGGUGGAACGAGGUAGUCCGCAUUCUCUGUGCUUGAUGGAAUCGGGCAAACUACUGCCCGGCGUGAAGGUAAUCAUCGCAAAUCCCGAAACCAAGGGUCAAUGCGGCGACUCGCAUCUAGGCGAGAUCUGGGUACAGUCGUCGCACAAUGCGAGCGGUUACUUCACGAUCUAUGGCGACGAGAGCGAUUACGCUGAUCAUUUCAAUGCGCGGUUGGUUACGGGCAAUACAAGCGAGGUCUAUGCGAGGACCGGUUAUCUUGGCUUCCUGAGAAGGACCGAGAGUGUUCAGCAGUCGGUGAUCAGCGACGUGCCUGGUGAUACUAACAAUGUGCCCGAGGCUGAUCUUGUGCCGAGUGAUCCGGAACUUCACGACGCCGUAUUCGUCGUCGGCGCUCUCGACGAGGCCAUCCUACUGCGAGGUAUGCGUUACCAUCCGAUAGACAUCGAGAACAGUGUUAUGCGGUGUCACAAGAAAAUCGCAGAAUGCGCUGUGUUCACAUGGACCAAUCUUCUAGUGGUAGUGGUAGAAUUGGACGGUAGCGAAAGUGAGGCCCUCGAUCUUGUGGCUUUGGUGACGAGCGCUGUGCUUGAGGAACACCAUUUGGUGGUCGGCGUGGUAGUUGUAGUGGACCCCGGUGUGGUACCCAUUAAUUCACGCGGUGAGAAACAACGGAUGCACUUGCGCGACGGCUUUCUCGCGGACCAGCUCGAUCCUAUCUACGUGGCGUACAAUAUGUGAACGAGUGUGCGAGAGAAAGUUCUCACCCUCUCCGUAUUCCGCCCUCCCGAUCGCCGACAAUUCUUAUUCGAUGUGUUGAGACUGCAGUGGAACUUCAUUCACAAGGACGAUUCACGCCAAAUAUAACGAUGGAACAAACGACUUUAGUAAAUGUUCUAGGUUUCAUCUGUUUUACUUGAUUUUUUUUAUAGGAGUUUUAUCGAACCAUAAAUACUGCUUUAAAGUUUCCAAAUUCGGAAUCGGUGGAUUUCAUUAUCAGAUUUAUAAGUCUACAAACUUUUAAAUCCUUUUUCACAGAUCUUUAGCCAAUGAAAUACGCACUUACCGGCAUCCGUUUAAUCUGUGUACAAGAUUUGUUAUUGGAACAAAAAAAUGGAGUAAAAGAUAAACGAGCGGAAGUAUCGUGAGAGAUGAAGUUCUACUGUAUGUAUCGAAGAAUGUUAACGCACCCCAGCAAAUAUUACUGGUAAAAGGUACGUAUGUACAAAGUUGAAACUUUUUUAAAAUUCGACUGCCACAAAUCCUUGGAACUGAUUAAAUCGAAAAAUCAGUAUUACAUUACAUAUGUUAUAUACAAAUAAAAAUCGGCGACAAAUUAUACAGUCGACGAUAAAUCGUAAAUCAUCAGCUGGGCAUAAACCUCUCCCGAGAUUACCUUCAAUAGACAUAUUUUCGGGAUCGCAGUUCACCAACGUUCCGAUAUCCAGCAGAAUUCGACACGAAAUAUUCAUUGCAUCUUUCGAUUGUUGAAGGUUUUUUUAUUCAUUUCUAUAAUGAUAAAAAUUGAUCAAUGGUCAAUUUAAUUUCGCUGCAUUCAAUCCUUGUAUUUGCGAAAUAAAGGAUGCAUGAAAAUUUCGACAGUAUUAAGCGACACGCACAAAACCACAGUUUUAUAUUUACAAUUUAAGCCAAAGUCUAUGUACACGUUGUAUCGUAGCACGCGCAAACAUGCCGAUGUAUUCUUACAUUGGUUACAACUUCGCCGUGUGAAAAACAGCCCCUCUCGUUGACGGGAGCAACGAAAGAUUUCGUCGCAAAGACGAUUUGACAAUAUUCGUUUACAAUAAUCCUUUUAUGAUUGUUAGUCGUACGUGUUUUUAAGAUUAAGUAGCAGUCGAAUGUAAUACUUAUUCAGAAUCUUGGUUCUCCCAAUUUCGUCCGCACAAACGAAUAUGAUAACGUAACUAGCUCGAGCUCGCGUACAAGGAUGUAGAUACUUUGUGUAAUAUCGACUUUAGGGCUGUCAUUUGUUUUCUUCUCCAUUUUAAUCUUUUGUCGAAAAAUCGGAAACGUUAAUCAGACAGCAUGGCCUACUACUUAGACAUAAAGAUAAGAUUAGAGGUGGUUUUGGUGAAAAGGGAAAUAAUAUAAUGGAAAAUUUAUCACAAGGAAAACUUGAUAUCGACAUUUUGUACAAAAAUAUUCAAACAAUUUUAUACACAGACUGAUUAAACUCUUACGAUAAAGCAAGAGAGUAAACUAGUGUAAAGGAGGGAGAGAGAGAGAGAUUUCUCUCUCUUUCUUUUUCUUUUCAAUCUAAAAACUUUGUCUAAAAACUCUGUCUAUAAAAGUGAGACGUCAAGCCCAGAAGUCGAUCGCGAUUGAUUUUUCUUACGAGUUUCUUUACUCGUGGAUCUUUUUUAUGGAUAUAUACAAUUGUUGAUAGCUCUUUAAUUUAAUAUCUUUUAAACAUAUGACAUGGUAUGGUGUACACAGCAGAUAAUUGCAUAUUGUUGUGAUUAUUAUGAGACAUCGCGAUUAAAAUAUGUAUUUGCACUUAAAGGACAUUAAUUGUUGCGAAUAUUACCUUAUUAGAAAAACAUCAUUUUUAUUAGCGAUAUCAAUUCUUUAUAAAUGUUUCCGUUUUUCCAUUUUUAUAAUCGUGUUGUUUGUUUCCUCUUUCCAUUUUGAACUCGAUCGAAUUUAAUUCACGCCAAGGAAAUAGGCUUUGGAGAAAGGAAGAAUAAUUCUGCAUUAAUGCAACGUCAACGUAUAUUUAAGAAAAUUUGACGUCUGUGAGCUACUUACGACAUUUACGUGAAAAUGUGAUUGAGCGUCCGCUAACAAUCGCAAGUAUUUAUCGGCGACAAUUUCGUCAGUGCAAUAUACACACAUGGCAUAGUGAUUUAUAAGCGCUUGCGGAAUAUGAUAACUAACUCGUAUCGAACUCUUGAUGGCUGUACACAGGCGGCUUUGUGUAAAUACGUAAUAUGAAAAAGAGACGUCUCUCUCUUCCCGCAUGCUUCCCUGUUUUGCGAGCUGUUUUACUUUUCCUCUUUCUCGUUAAUUUGUUUUUUUUUUAUAUUUCUUUCCUGUCUUUUCGUUGUUGAACCACAGUGCCAUGUUGCCUUGCGUUACUUCCACACUUUUACGCACGGAAAAAUGCAUAUCCGUAAAUAGCCGCAUUUGCACAGGCUCGAUUGCACUGAUUAACCGUCACUAGAGUUUUGUAUCCUUUUUUUAAUUCUAAUUUAUUACAACUACGUGUUAUCGUUAUAAUCGUAAUAUAAACGAAGAAAAAUACAAUUUUAAUAGCACAGCUAUUCAUCUUAUUGUUAGUCAACUAUUUAAUCACAUAACUGAUCUCAUCUUGCCCUUAAUCGGGUCACGAUUUCUUACAUACCCAGUGUACAGAUGAUUCCUGUCUAAUCCUAUUAGAAAUUUGUAAAUAUUCUUAGCAAGUUUUUUUAAAAGCUAAUAAGUAAAUUAGCCGUGUGUGAUCAAUUGACAAGUAUAAUUGGCGUAAUAACAAGACGAAUUUUUAACCGGAUCACAAAUGUGAAUUAAAUAACUAAAAUUUGUUCUUUACUUAUUAUAGCACAAAAAAGGGUAGAGUCUUUUUAUAGAAUUUAAUUCCAGCCGUAUAAAUUUCGAAUUUUAUAAUGCAAAUGCGUCAUAGCGUUACCUCGAAAUUCACCUUUUUAAUCUUUUCAAGCGAGAAACGUUUCUCCCGAAAAGGAAUUUAUACGCGAGGAUACAAUAAUGAGUAUUACUCGUAGAUUUAAAAGAGAGAGUCACACUAAUACAGAUAUUGUCUAGAGCACCAAACGAUUCUCGCCAAGAUUUGGAUUUUGAGACACUUUCUAUCGAGCUUGUAAUAAUGCCGAUCGAUUUCUUUCUCCGUGCGUGGAAGAAAUUAUAUAAUACGCAGAUACCUCCCCGAGAAAUGUGCAAUGAACGAUUUUUACAUUGAACAACAGGCGGCUGUCAUUAAAGCAGUAAUAAUGUAACGACAAGCCGUUGGAUACUUGGAUCCUUCGGUCCUUGACUCGAUGGAUUUGUGGUUCUAGGUAUAAUCAUAUUUAACCCUUUUGCGCGCGUGCGACUAUAUGAAGGAACGUUUUAUAAGAACUUUGCAAGCAGGUAUUUUAAAAUCGUAGACCAUAAAUACAAUCGUAGGCUACGGGGAGGGUCAAGCGAAAGGGUUAAGUAGCGUAUCGAUGUAAGAGAUUACUGGAUCCUCGCGGAUUCUCGCAGAGUCUCCUCGAGCUAUUCUCAUAUCUGGAAACAUUCUAUUGAAAUGUCUGUAUGUGCGAUUAAUCCACUAGCGCCCGAAAUCUUUUUCACCGAAAAUUUUGUAAUAAUAAAUAAUUGGACCGGAAGGAUAAUAUCGCAUUAGAAAUAGAAGAGAAGUGCGAGGAAGCUGGGCGUUAACGGAUUGAUUAAUCUUGCGAUUUAUGUAAGUCGGAAAUGUUGUUUCUCUAUCGAGCGCAUUUAAUUUUAGGAGGGAACAUCCUUACAAUUAGUCGCGCUUAAAAGUGAAGAGCGGUUUUGAACCUGGUCAAGAUAAAGUAUACACGAUGCGAUAUAUAAAUAACCAUUUAUACUACGAUGCAUACGGAUAAUCGACCGCAAUUAAUCACUAUGCAAUCACUAUGCAACUUGGAAAGGAGUUUUAUAUUAAAAUGUUACGUGCCACUAUAUAAUACCAAUAACAAUUUUCGUUGGUUUUAUACGUAAUCGCGCAUAUGUUUUUAUCCUACAUCGGAGCAUGACCGAUGCACCAGACGAGCUAGGAAACUCCUCGAUGAAAGGGUCCUCGCGUAGUCCAGCUAGCGCAGAUCGAGUACAUGCGUGCGUGCGUAUGAGUGUGAGAUGACUUGGUUGUACUAUGUAUAAAUGUCGAUAAUUAGUUGAUAGGAAUGUAGCAUAGCGUGUCGGUGCGUGUCGCGCGGUUGAAAAGGCCGAAAGUCGAGGAGAGAGGAUCUGCAGCUAGCGUAGGACGCAGGAUCCGCCGAUCCCCAAGCUCCAAUCCUAGAAUCUGGAGCCGAUCUGCGAAUCGAAACCUGGGCCAGCACGUGGUCUAAGGCUGUGUAUAUAGAAAAUGACGCCCCGCGUUAGAAUUUAUUAAGGUAUAUAGUUUGUACGUUGAGCUAUAUAUAUAUUAUAUAUAUUAUAUACAUAUUAUAUUAUUAUUAUUAUCAUCACGAAUAAUAUAACGGUCACUGUCUUUACCAAGCCGAUAGCAUCAUCAUGCCUCAUGUAUCACAUUAAACGGACGUAUUAAUA